Messenger RNA from Colossoma macropomum (tambaqui), 5910 nucleotides. RefSeq names its product ADAMTS-like protein 1. NCBI's taxonomy places the organism in Eukaryota, Metazoa, Chordata, Actinopteri, Characiformes, Serrasalmidae. The record is from RefSeq and is a predicted model, not a curated record. Gene Ontology annotation, biological process: extracellular matrix organization. Gene Ontology annotation, molecular function: metalloendopeptidase activity. Gene Ontology annotation, cellular component: extracellular matrix.
UGAAAGGAGGAAGACUGCUGUUGAUACAGGGAAGAAUGCCACUGCUUCUUCUCAUAAACAGCCUUGAGGAGGAGUGAGGAGAGAUGAGAGCCGGUUCGCCUUUUACACCAACGCUAAUUAGCCAGGCCGCCACGUUCAUGUAAGUUCUUGUCGGUUUUCUUUCACCAACACGCUAAGCGAGCCAAAACAGACAGGAGAAAGUGCGCGGAAAGCCGUUAGUCUGCGGGAGCGUUAGCGUCUCUCCACUGAGGACGGGCUGAUGCUGUUUCUUUAAGAGGGUAAGGUGGGAGAGGAGAGCCCCUCACUGACGCGCUAACAUAAAUUUAGCAACAACGUGCUCCACGGCCACAACAAUCUGGAAGCAAAUAUGACAUGUCAUGUCAGAAAGCACUUUUCCAGUGAGGUGAAACUCGGCGAGAACUACGAGAAGAGACACAUUCACCGCAUUUUCCAGCGUCCACCAGGCUCAGCACUGUGAAUUCUCCUAGAACUGAACUGUCAGAGCUAGAAUGAAGCGAACAGGACUUCUCUUCAUGUGGUGGGCUUUGCUCUUCUUCAAGGUGUGGGCAGAGGCUAGUGAUGGAGAAGCUGUCUUCAUCCGCGAGUUCACCCUGAGCCGCCACAACGACUUCCCUGACGAUUCCCAGAAUGAAGGUCCUGGAAGCCACAAAUCUGAAGAUUCUAGCUCUCGGACCGCACGCUCAGAGGAGGACAGGGAGACGCUGUGGGAUGCCUGGGGCACAUGGAGUGAGUGUUCACGCACCUGCGGAGGAGGAGCUUCAUAUUCCCUCAGACGCUGUCUUAGCUCCAAGGCUUGUGAGGGGCAGAAUAUCAAAUACCGCACAUGCAGUAAUGUGGAUUGCCCACCAGAAUCCGGAGACUUUCGUGCUCAACAGUGCUCAGCCCAUGCUGAUGUGCGCUACCAGGGCAGCUACUACGAAUGGCUUCCAGUGGACAAUGACCCCGAGAACCCGUGCGCCCUCAAGUGCAGAGCUAAAGGCACCGACCUGGUGGUAGAGCUGGCGCCAAAGGUUCUGGAUGGGACACGCUGCUACACAGAGUCUUUGGAUAUGUGCAUCAGUGGGGCCUGUCAGAUUGUUGGCUGUGAUCAUGAGUUAGGGAGCACUGCUAAAGAGGACAACUGCGGCGUUUGCAAUGGAGACGGUUCGUCUUGCAGACUUGUGAGAGGGCACUACAAAUCUCAGCAUGCCAGUGGGAAAACUGAAGACACUGUGAUUGUUAUUCCCUAUGGAAGCAGGCAUGUGCGGCUGGUUCUGAAAGGCCCGGAUCACUUGUACCUAGAAAGCAAGACCUUACAGGGGGCAAAGGGAGAAACUUCUCUGGAUGGGACCAAGCAGUACAUUCUGGAAAACACAACCAUUGACUUCCAAAAGCUCUCAGACAAGGAGGUUCUGAGAAUCACCGGACCACUAGAAGCUGACUUUACUGUUAAAGUUCAUUAUGCCAGUGGUGUGGACAGCGUGGUACAGUUUAUCUUCUACCAGCCCAUUGUCCAUCGCUGGAGAGAGACUGACUUCUUCCCCUGUUCUGUAACCUGUGGUGGAGGAUAUCAGCUGACCUCAGCAGAGUGCUUUGACCUGCGCAGUGAUCGUGUGGUGGUGGACCAGUAUUGCCAUUAUUACCCUGAGAAUGUCAAACCCAAACCCAAACUGCAGGAGUGCAACAUGGACCCUUGCCCUGCCAGUGAUGGCUACAAGCAAAUAAUGCCCUAUGACCUCUACCACCCGCUGCCACGGUGGGAGAGCAGCCCGUGGACGGCCUGUUCCACGUCCUGCGGCGGAGGGGUCCAGAGCCGCUCGGUUUCCUGUGUGGAAGAAGACAUGCAGGGAAACAUCACUCCCACAGAUGAGUGGAAAUGUCUGUAUGCAUCCAAGACAUCCAUCCUACAGCCAUGUAACACAUUUGACUGCCCAACAUGGCUUGCACAGGAGUGGUCACCGUGCACAGUGACUUGUGGACAAGGCCUGCGUUACAGAGUGGUCCUGUGCAUCGAUCACAGAGGCUUGCAUGCUGGAGGCUGCAAUCCCACCACAAAGCCACACAUAAAGGAAGAGUGCCUGGUUCCUGUUCCCUGUUACAAGCCCUUAGAGAAGCUCCCUGUGGAGGCAAAGCCACCAUGGUUCAAGCAAGCCAUAGAACUGGAGGAAGAUACUGCUGUGUCUGAAGAGCCAAUGUUUAUCCGAGGAGCGUGGGGGCCCUGCAGCAGGACAUGUGGUGCUGGAACACAGAGGCGCACAGUGAAAUGUCAGGUGUUGCUGUCCUUCUCUCAGACAGUGGCUGACCUUCCAGACGAUGAAUGUGAGGGGCAGAAGCCUGCAGAGAGUCAGCCCUGUUACCGUUCUCCCUGCCCUGGAGUGAAUACUGAGCAGGAGGGUGAGAGAGUUAGGAGCGUGGUUCUAGAGAGGGAGGAGUUACAUGACUGGGAGUAUGAGGGCUUCACUGAGUGCUCUGAGACGUGUGGUGGAGGGAUGAAGGAGGCAGUGGUAAUCUGUCUGAACAAGCAGACCAGAGAAGCUACAGAUGAAAGUGAGUGUGUGAGCACACGACGACCUCCUCAGCUCCUAAAGGCCUGCAACACUGACCCCUGUCCACCCCGGUGGGAGGUAGAGGCUUGGAGCUCCUGCUCAGCAACAUGUGGGGUUGGCCUUCAGACGCGUGCCGUUACCUGUGUGCUGAAAGGAAAAGCACACAGCAACCACACAGAGAAGGUCAAAGAUGAAAAGUGUCGGCAGCCCAAGCCCUCCUCUGUACAGGCUUGUAAUCGUUUUGAUUGCCCACCAACAUGGGAUACCAAGGAGUGGAGUCAGUGUUCUCAUACAUGUGGAGGUGGCACACAGAAGAGGGAGGUUGUCUGUAAGCAGAGAAUGGCAGAUGGAAGUGUACUGGAGUUACCUGAGACCUUCUGUCCCUCUCCAAGCUUGCCCAUGCUGCAAGUCUGUGGCCAGACAGACUGCCCUGCCCAGUGGGUCUUCACAGAUUGGACACAGUGUUCGGCAACCUGUGGAGAAGGGACCCAGAGGCUGCUUGUGGUGUGCAGGAGGAAGGAACAGAAUGGGCAGUACCAGACUCUGGUUCCAGAGGCCUGUGCUUCACUCACAAAGCCUUCUACUGCUCGAUCGUGCUCCGCUGGACCCUGCGAGAAGACUUUCAAGUCGGUAGCUGCAAAACCAGAUCCUGCCAUCUUGGCUCAGAAGAAAGUCUAUAUUCAGUGGAGAAAAGGCCCAAAACUGCACUUUGUAGUGGGUGGAUAUGCCUACUUACUGCCAUGGACAUCUAUUGUACUCCGUUGCCCAACCCGCCACUUUCGUAAGGGCCAUGUUCGCUGGCUAAAGGAUGGAAAGCCAUUGGCUCUUUUGCCUCAUGUUUCCAUAUCUCACAUGGGUUACAUCAAGAUUCAGCAGGUUCGCGCCUCGGACGUGGGGAUGUACACUUGUGUUGCGGGUCAGGCACAGGAAAACUUUGUCCUGAAGCUUAUUGGCGGCAAGCAGAAGAUAUCUGUUCCAGAAGCUGACUUCUGGAUCACAGAUGGUGUUAAAAGCUCACCAAAGACUCAUCAAAUGUCAUCUGUAUCUGAGGAGACAGCCAAAGAGGUGCUGUCUUUCAAUCGCUAUGACGCUGUGGUGCAGCACUUGCUUGACCUAAAAAAUUUAGCCCUGGAGGGCUAUGUCUCCAAGGAACUGCUGGAUUCUGCUGAGAAGAAUAGGUCCAUUCUAGAAGAGGAUACAGUAUUGGAUCCUCAGAGCCCGCAGGUUCUGGUGGCAGACAUGCCAAAACUUGAUGAGGUCACUCGGAAUUUGUCUGGUGGCGUCCAGGGCCCUGUAAAGGAUGAGCUUAUUACUCAACUUUUAGAGGAACUAACAAAGAACACCGGGGAGAAUAAUGAAUCCACCUUGGAACCCAAUGACAGACAGGAAUUCUCAACUCAGGGUUACAUUUCUCAAAGAACUGGUUUACGAAUGCCAUCCCAUUCCACCAGACAAUGGCGUGGGCAUCUCCGAAGCCCUGUCAUUAUACAGAGGCCCUUGAGAGGCUACAAGUUCCCUAAUGAAAUAGUGGCACAUGUUGGUAGUCUUGUUUUGGUCCCAAGGCAGGCCAUCAGGUUGGAGCUAAGAUGCCAAGCACAAGGCAACCCACAACCAGUGACAAUUUGGACAAAGGAUGGCAUGGAGUUGACAAACAGCAGCAGAGUAGGCCUAAUGCCAGACGGCUCCCUGCACGUUGACGCUCCAAGGGAGACAGACUCUGGACUCUACACAUGCAGAGCUACAAAUCAUCUAGGCUCCACUUCACUGUCAUCUCAAGUGCAAAUAACAGACAACUUGCAGUCAUCUCACUCCUGCCAUGGACAACACUGCCGCCACAGAUGGCAGGUGUCAUCCUGGUCGUCCUGCUCUGUGAGCUGUGGUGGUGGGAUACAGAGCCGCAGUGUGACUUGUUUAGGUGUUGCAGAAGGAGCAGAGGCAUGUCUGGGUGCUGGUAGGAGACCAGCAGAAACCAGGCCCUGUAACACUCAGCUGUGUGUCAGCUGGGUGACAACAUCAUGGGGCCCUUGUAAUGGGCAGUGUGUUGGACCAAAGCAGGCACUGCAGCACAGACACGUGUUCUGCCAGGACAAGAACAGCACCAGAGUAGCACAUCGAAUGUGCAGCAGUCAACCAAGGCCUCUCUCUCAUCAAAACUGCACCUCAGAGGCCUGUGCUCUGCACUGGCGAGUCGGCCCAUGGACGCAGUGCACGGCCACUUGUGGUCGCCAUGGUUUCCAGUCACGUCAUGUGACAUGUGUGCACCGCCGCAGCGGUAAACCAGCUCGAGAGUUCCACUGUGCAUGGAGGCCUCGGCCUGCUAGCUGGCAGCGCUGCAACAUUCUGUCCUGCGGGAGAGGUGAAUGUCGGGACAGCACCAGGUACUGCGAGAAAGUCAGACAACUGGAAUUGUGUCCUCUACCCCAGUUUAAAGCACGCUGCUGCCGGUCCUGCAGAGACACCUGAGACUCUAUCAGGACUAAAGGACAGAGACAGAGACUAAUCCAGAGACUAAAGAACUCCUCUGCACAGCCCAACACAUGACUUGUCUCCAAGAGCCAGGAUCUGUGAAGGGUUACGGUCACUGAGAUUGGAGGAUGUCAGAGACUGGCAAGUGAUUAAAUCCUUUAAUCAGCCCUAUGACCAGAACGCAUGGGCACUAGACUGGACGCAAAUUAUUAUUAAUGAACAUUGACCUUAAUUUGACUUCAGUGAAGGCUUUGAUUUAAGUAUGUCUUUGUAUUCCUCUUUAUUUGUUUUUGCAUUGACUGCCUUUCUGAUGGUCCAGAGAGAUGUGAGAUGUGUUGAAAUUCACUGGAUUGCACUCCAUCCCCAUUAAAAUCAGUGUCCUCUAGUCAUAAAGGAAUGUCCACAAGGGUUUUCUGGAGUCUAGGACUUUAUAAUCGUGUUUCUCUAAUGUUAUCAAAAAUGUGAUAUUACCAUAAUUUGCUACCGUACAGCAUACUGCAGCAAACGACUAGAUUUUGGUGGGUAUCUGAAUUGGAAACUACUUUUCUCUACAUUUCCUGCAUUAAUGGUUAGGUUAUGCUGCAUUAAGACAUCAGUGGUAAGAUUUGCAGUCAUCUUAGCUGUAGUCUUAUUAGAGAAGAAAUGUCCAAGUAUUGAAAAUUUUAAAAACUUAAUAGUGGAUGGAAACCCUUAUAGUUUUGCACUCAAGAUUUGCAGGUCCAUGUUCAAAUGUGGCUUGAUUUGUAUUAUUUUUACUGUUUGGUUGUAUUUUUGUGUCACUCUUUUACAGAUUGUUGUGGUUUGUCUGUAUGUCCUCAAUUUUUUUAACCACUUAUCAAGAUAGUACUUAGUAUUGCUCUUCCCCAACUAAAUAUUACUGUUAGAUAAUAUGUGAAGU